This is a messenger RNA of Varanus komodoensis (Komodo dragon), 7289 nucleotides long. It is a transcript of the gene TPR, whose product is annotated as translocated promoter region, nuclear basket protein. Gene Ontology annotation, biological process: mRNA export from nucleus; protein import into nucleus. Gene Ontology annotation, molecular function: structural constituent of nuclear pore. The coding region runs from base 21 to 7124 and encodes 2367 amino acids. The record is from RefSeq and is a predicted model, not a curated record. The transcript is spliced from 51 exons. NCBI's taxonomy places the organism in Eukaryota, Metazoa, Chordata, Lepidosauria, Squamata, Varanidae. Gene Ontology annotation, cellular component: nuclear pore.
GGUCCUGCUUCGCUCCCGCGAUGGCGGCGGUGCUGCAGCAGGUCCUGGAGCGGGCCGAGGUGGCCAAGCUGCCCAAGGCCGUGCAGGGCAAGCUGGAGCGGUUUCUGGCCGAUCAGCAGAGCGAGAUCGACGGGCUGCGCGCCAGGCACGAGCGCUACAAGGUGGACAGCGAGCAACAGUACUUUGAGGUAGAAAAACGACUGGCUCAGAGCCAGGAGAGACUUGUAAAUGAGACCCAGGAGUGUCAGAACCUCCAUCAGGAGCUCACCAAACUUAAUGAGCAGCUGAAAUUGCUGACGGAGAGGAACAAAGAACUGGAAGCUGCUCAGGAUCACAAUGCAGCCAUUCAGAGUCAGUUAGCGCGAGCAAAAGAAGAAUUGGAAGCCGAGAAAAGAGAAUUGGUCCGAACAAGCGAAAGGAGAGCACAGGAGCUGGAGCACUUAAAUGAGGAUGUUAAACGUCUGAAUGAGAAACUAACCGCAGUGAACACAGCAAAAGCAGAGCUGCAGUUACAGUUGGAUGAACUUCAGACAUCAGCCUUUUCUGUGAAAUAUCGUGAGCAAAGAUGGGAGCAAGAAAAGGAGUUGCUACAAAAUCAGAAUACUUGGCUGAAUACAGAGCUGAAGACCAAAACGGAUGAACUCCUGCUUCUUGCUCGGGAAAAAGGAAGUGAAAUCUUGGAGCUUAAGUGUAGCUUGGAAAACAAGAAAGAGGAGGUUUCCCGGCUGGAAGAGCAAGUCAGUGGCUUAAAGCAGUCGAAUGAAAAUCUUCAGAAACACGUGGAAGAUCUUUUAACGAAGCUGAAGGAGGCAAAAGAUCAGCAAGCUAAUAUGGAAGAAAGAUUCCACAAUGAACUAAAUGCUCAUAUCAAGUUGUCUAACUUAUACAAGAGUGCUGCAGAUGAUUUGGAGGCGAAGAGCAAUGAAUUGACUCAGGCUGUAGAGGAGCUGCACAAACUCCUGAAAGAGGCUGGGGAAGCUAAUAAAGAAACACAGGACCGUUUAGCCGAGAUGGAACAAGCAAAGGCUGCCAUGGAAAAAGAACUAAAGGAAAAGAUCAGCAAGUUGGAGAAAGAGUUGGACAAUGCAAAUGAUUUGGUUUCAGCCACCAAGCGCAAAGGGGCCAUCCUGUCCGAGGACGAGCUUGCAGCCAUGUCUCCUACCGCUGCUGCAGUUGCAAAGGUGGUCAAACCUGGCAUGAAGUUAACAGAGCUUUACAAUGCAUACAUAGAAGCACAGGAUCAACUACUGCUGGAAAAAUUAGAGAAUAAAAGGAUUAAUAAGUACUUGGAUGAAAUAGUGCAGGAAGUAGAAGCCAAAGCACCCAUUUUGAAGCGUCAGCGUGAGGAAUACGAGCGUUCACAAAAAGCUGUAGCGAGUCUUUCUGCUAAGCUGGAGCAAGCUAUGAAGGAAAUCCAGCGCUUGCAAGAAGGCGCUGAUAAAGCAAACAAGCGAGCUUCUGUGCUGGAAAGAGAGAACCAGAGACUUGAAAUCCAAGUCAAAGAUCUUUCACAACAGAUAAGAGUGCUUUUGAUGGAACUCGAAGAAGCCAGAGGCAAUCACGUCAUCCGUGAUGAAGAAGUGAGCUCUGCUGACAUCAGCAGCUCCUCUGAAGUCAUAAGCCAGCACUUGGUCUCCUACAGAAACAUUGAGGAACUUCAGCAGCAAAAUCAGCGCCUUUUGGUGGCUCUUCGAGAGUUGGGUGAAGCUAAAGAGAAGGAGGAGCAGGAAAACACUUCUUCUAAGUUUUCUGAGCUGCAGAGCCAACUGAAUGAAGCGAUCUCUGAACUAGAAAAGUUGCGUGAGUCACGCCAUCACCAAAUGCAGCUCGUAGACUCCAUAGUUCGCCAGCGGGACAUGUAUCGCAUCUUGUUGGCACAGACAACCGGCGUUGCCAUUCCGUUGCAAGUUCCAAGCAGCCUACCUGAGGAAAUGUCCCUGACAUCAACCCCCAAACGACUCUCGGGCACCCCCCAGGCCAUAUCGACCCCAGUUUCGGGAGCUGUGACUGAGUCUGCAGAAAUGGCAGAAGCAAAGGCUGCCCUUAAACAGUUGCAGGAAUUUUUUGAGAGCUAUAAGAAAGAAAAAGCCGAGAAUGACAAACUGCUGAAUGAACAAAAUGAGAAGCUUCAUGAACAGGUUACCGAGCUGAGGUCCCAAAAUACAAAGAUUUCCACCCAGCUGGAAUUUGCCUCCAAGCGCUAUGAGAUGCUGCAAGAUAACGUGGAGGGAUAUCGGCGAGAAAUAACAUCGUUGCAUGAGAGAAUCCAGAAGCUUUCGGCGACCACUCAGAAGCAAGAGCAGAUCAUCAACACCAUGACUCAGGAUCUGAGAGGGGCCAAUGAAAAACUAGUGGUGGCGGAGGUCAGGGCAGAGAAUUUGAAAAAAGAAAAAGAUAUCCUGAAAAUGGCAGAGGUUCGUCUGACUCAGCAAAAAGAAUCUUUAAUGGUGAAAGAAAGGAGUCAAAAUCUGCUGCUUACCAACUUGCAGUCUAUUCAGGUGAUACUGGAAAGGGCCGAGACGGAAACGCAGCAGAGGCUCAAUAAUCAAAUAGAGAAGCUGGAGCAUGAAAUAGCUCAACUGAAGAAGAAGCUGGAAAAUGAGGCAGAGCAAAGGCAUGCCCUCACCAAAAACCAAGAUAUUCAUUUAUUGGAUGCAAAAAGACAGCUCGAGACUGAAAUGAGUCUUCAUGCAAAUACGAAAGAACUGCUGAAGAAUGCCCAAAAGGACGUUGCAACCUUGAAACAGCAGCUUCUUAAUAUGGAGGCCCAGUUAGCUUCCCAGUCAUUGCAAAGAACUCCUGGUGAAGGUCAGACUAGUGCAAGUGAGGAUAUGGAUGACCUUGUGAGCCGAUUAAGACAGUCCGACGAACAAGUGAAUGAUUUGAAGGAAAGGCUGAAGACUGCCACAAGUAACGUGGAGCAGUACCGAGCCAUGGUUGUGAGCCUGGAAGAAUCCCUUAACAAAGAGAAGCAGGUGACAGAGGAAGUUCGGGCCGCUGUUGAAGCCCGCUUGAAGGAGUCGUCUGAAUAUCAGUCCCAGCUUGAAAAGAAACUGAUGGAGGCAGAGAAGGAAAAGCAAGAACUUCAGGAUGACAAGCGUAAAUCUAUAGAAAACAUGGAACAGCAGCUUUCUGAGCUGAAGAAAAGUCUCUCCAGUAUGAAGGCCGAAGUCCAGGAUGCUCUUCAGAGAGCAAACACAGCUCUUAGCAAUGAGCAGCAAGCAAAACGGGAUUGCCAGGAGCAGGCCAAGAUCGCUGCAGAAGCACAGAAUAAAUACGAACGGGAGCUGAUGCUUCAUGCCUCGGAUGUGGAGGCCUUACAGGCUGCUAAAGAGCAGAUUGCUAAGAAUUCUGCAAUAAAGCAGCACUUGGAGGAAACAGCACAGAAAGCAGAUACCACAUUGCGAGAAAGCAUUGCUUCAUGGGGGGAGCGAGAGAGAAUGUUAAAGGAUGAAGCUACAAAGCUGGGAUCUCGCUGCAAAGACUUAGAAAAACAGAACCGACUUUUGCUUGAGCAGCUAGAAACACUAAGUGACAAGAUGAUGUCGUCAGUGAAGGAAGGCAUGCCAGGGGCAUUAAAUGUCCCCCUUAAUGAAGAAGGAAAAUCACAAGAACAGAUGGUGGAAAUUCUUAGAUUCAUACGUAGAGAAAAGGAGAUUGCUGAAACAAGGUUCGAGGUAGCCCAAGUGGAGAGCCUGCGUUACCGUCAGAGGGUAGACCAUUUGGAAAGGGAGCUUCACGAGCUGCAGGAGAGUCUGAACGCAGAGAGAGAGAAGGUGCAGGUGACAGCAAAAACAAUUGCUCAGCAUGAAGAACUGAUGAAGAAGACGGAGACCAUGAAUGUUGUGAUAGAAACUAACAAGAUGCUGAGGGAAGAGAAGGAACGACUGGAGCAGGAGCUGCAGCAGAUGCAAGCAAAAGUUCGCAAGCUGGAAGCAGAUAUCUUGCCAUUGCAAGAGUCGAAUGCUGAGCUGAGUGAGAAGAGUGGCAUGCUUCAGGCAGAGAAGAAGCUGUUGGAAGAAGAUGUCAAACGCUGGAAGGCCCGAACCCAGCACCUGUUGAGCCAACAAAAAGAUACAGAAGUUGAAGAGUAUCGGAAGCUUCUUUCAGAGAAAGAGGUGAACACUAAACGCAUACAGCAAAUGAGUGAAGAAAUAGGUCGACUGAAAGCAGAAAUUGCAAGGUCAAACGCAUCCCUCACCACAAGUCAGAAUCUGAUCCAAACCCUCCGAGAAGAUCUGACGAAAACAAAAACUGAAAAGGAAGCCCUUCAAAAGGAGUUAGAAAUGAAAGUGGCUGACAUCCAAGACAAAGUUAGAACAAUAACUCAGGUCAAGAAAAUUGGACGCAGAUACAAGACUCAGUAUGAAGAGCUGAAAGCCCAGCAUGACAAGGUCCUUGCAGAAACAUCGACCCAGCCUUUCUUAGAGGAGCAAGAGUCCCAUGCUUCAGAUAAGGAAGUCCAAGAAGCGAAAGAGGCUCUGUCACAAGCUGAGAUGAAGCUGAAAGCCUUGGAGGGGCAGAUGGAAAAUUUACAAAAGACUUUAGGAGAGAAGGAAACUGAAUUAAAAAAUCUUCAGGAACAGGUAACCCAGCUGCAGUCAGAGGUGUCCCGUCUCCAUCAAGAUUUGCAGGAAAAAACAUCCCAAGAAGAGCAGCUCAGGCAACAGGUGGCUGAAAAGGAAGAGAAGACUAAGAAGACACUUUUGGCUGCCAAGCAGAGGAUUCACCAAUUGACAGGAGCAAAAGAACAGCUGACUAAAGAAAAUGAGGAGUUGAAGCAAAAGAGCAGCACCUUGGAGGAGCAGAAGUCGGAGAUGGAGGUUCGAAUGAGUGCGCUGAAAUCCCAGUAUGAGGGCCGCAUUUGCCGCCUGGAGAGAGAGCUGCGGGAACAGCAAGAGCGGCAUCAUGAGCAGCGCGAUGAGCCUGCCGAAUCUACCAAUAAGGCUCCAGAGCAACAGAGACAAAUCACCCUUAAAUCAACACCUGCCGCAGGUGACAGAGGAAUUGCCAGCACUUCAGAUCCACCAACAGCUAACAUCAAACCAACUCCCGUUGUGUCUACCCCAAGCAAAGUGGCAGCUCCAGCUAUAGCUGGGAAUAAAUCGACUCCAAGGGCCAGCAUCCGUCCAAUGGUUACCCCUGCCACGGUGACGAACCCUACAACUACACCCACGGCCACAGUUAUGCCAACAACACAGGUGGAAACCCAGGAAGCAAUGCAGUCAGAAGGGCCAGUGGAGCACGUGCCAGUCUUCGGCAGCACGAGCGGAUCUGUGCGCUCAACGAGCCCCAACGUGCAGGCCUCCCUCUCCCAGCCCAUCCUGACAGUGCAGCAGCAAACCCAGGCCACAGCUUUUGUGCAGCCCACUCAGCAGAGCCACCCUCAGGUAGAGCCAGCCGCUCAAGACCCUUCCCCGGCCAUUUUGGAGGUGGUGCAGAGCUCGCAGAUGGUGGAAAGGCCUUCUACUUCAACAGCCGUGUUUGGCACAGUUUCAGCUACUCCAAGUUCUUCUCUACCCAAGCGUGCCCGGGAAGAAGAUGAUAGCACCGUGGAAAACUCGGAGCAGAUUCCGGAGGAAAUGAUUGAUAUCCCUCUUGCCAAAAAACUAAGGAGCGUACAGAGGGUUGGACCGGAGGAGGAAGUAACUGCAGAAGAGAGCACAGAUGGAGAAAUGGAAGCUCAAACCUACAAUCAAGACUCACAGGAUUCCAUUGGAGAAGGUGUGACACAGGGGGAGUACACGCCCCUGGAGGAUAGCGAGGAAACAUCUCAGUCCCUCCCGAUAGAUCUGGGACCUCUCCAGUCUGAUCAGCAGAACACGACAUCGUCCCAGGAAGGCCAGGGCAAGAGGGAUGAUGUCAUUGUGAUCGACAGUGAUGAUGAAGAGGAGGAGGAGGAGGAGAAUGAUGGGGAAGCAGAAGAAUAUGAAGAUGAGGAAGAGGACGAUGAAGAUGAUGAUGAUGAAGAUACAGGAAUGGGAGAUGAAGGUGAAGAUAGCAAUGAAGGCACUGGGAGUGUUGAUGGGAACGAUGGAUAUGAAGCAGACGAGGCAGAGGGUGGUGAUGGAAUGGAUCCCAGUACAGAAACCGAAGAGAGCAUCGCUAGAGGGGAAAGCAGCCAGAGAGCAGCCGACUCUCAAAACUGUGGUGAAGGAAGCACAGGUGCAGCAGAGUCCACUUUCUCCCAGGAAAACCCACGAGACCAACAGCCAACGUCAGCUUCAGAAAGACAGGUGCCUCGUACUCCUCGGCCUCAUCCCUUGCCCCCACGACUGACAAUUCAUGCCAUUCCAGCUCCUCCACCAGAACUGGGACCACCCGCUCAGCGGAUCCAGAUGACUCGGAGGCAGUCAGUGGGACGUGGACUUCAGCUGACCCCUGGUAUAGGAGGCAUGCAACAGCACUUCUUUGAUGAUGAAGACAGGACUGUUCCGAGCACUCCCACAUUGGUGGUACCACAUCGUACGGAUGGAUUUGCAGAAGCAAUUCACUCCCCACAGGUUGCUGGAGUUCCUAGGUUCAGGUUUGGACCUCCUGAAGAUAUGCCACAGACUUCUGGUCAAUCAGACCUCGGGCAACUUGCAUCGCAAGGAGGGCUAGGAAUCUAUGAAACACCACUCUUCCUUGGCCACGAAGAAGAAUCAGGAGGUCGUAGUGUCCCGACCACGCCACUGCAGGUUGCGGCACCUGUUUCAGUCUUCACUGAGAGCACUGCUGCUGAUGCUUCGGAGCAUGCCUCCCAGUCUGUCCCCAUGGUUACAACAUCCACUGGUAACUUAUCCACCACUUCAGAGUCUGGAACUGGAGAUGAUGGUGAUGAGGUUUUUGUGGAAGCUGAAUCAGAGGGAAUUACUUCAGAGGUUGGUCUAGAAAUCGAUAGCCAGCAAGAGGAAGAAUCGGCUCAGGCUCCGGACGAGUCAGACCUUCCUUCUACUAGUCAAGAUCCUCCUUCAAGUUCAUCUGCCGACACAAGCAGCAAUCAUCCCAAGCCUUUCCGACGGGUUAGACUCCAGCCACCAACCUUACGAACUGGAGUUCGUGGUCGUCAGUUUAACAGACAGAGGGGUGUAACUCAUGCAAUGGGUGGCAGAGGAGGCCUAAACAGAGGCAACCUUAGUUAAGUCCUGUACAAAUUUUCUGGAAAUGGUGUAUACUGUCUAGUCUGCCUUUAAUCUGUAUUAGUGUAAUGGCUGCCGAGCUUCAAUCAGUUUUUUAUUUUAAAUUUGGAUUGGUGUAUGAACAUUUCAUUGUCUUUUAUUAAUAAAAAAAUCAGAGGAAUUGUCAAA